Molecule: messenger RNA, 283 nt
Organism: Closterium sp. NIES-67
Lineage: Eukaryota; Viridiplantae; Streptophyta; Zygnematophyceae; Desmidiales; Closteriaceae
Source: the annotation of a GenBank genome assembly
AGGGCUUUCAAGACGUGUGGCAUUAGCAACUCGCUCGACGGCAGUGAAGACUAUCUGACCCUCCAGCACAUGCGCAACAAGCGAGAGGCUGAGGUGGAUGUUGAUGACGAGGUCGGGGCGGAUGGCUUCUCUGGAGACAACUCGGUAGGCUCUGAAGGUGGGGCUGCAGAGGAUGAGGAGGAGGAGGAGGAGGAGGAGGAGGAGGAGGAGGUGGAGGAUGAGGAGAAUGAGGAGGAUGAGGAGGAAGGGGAGGAGGAGUAGGAGUAGACUAGGAGUAGGUGUA